Messenger RNA from Polyodon spathula (Mississippi paddlefish), 2209 nucleotides. RefSeq names its product tropomyosin alpha-1 chain-like. Gene Ontology annotation, biological process: actin filament organization; muscle contraction. The transcript is spliced from 9 exons. Lineage: Eukaryota; Metazoa; Chordata; Actinopteri; Acipenseriformes; Polyodontidae. Gene Ontology annotation, cellular component: actin filament. The record is from RefSeq and is a predicted model, not a curated record. Bases 171 to 1025 code for a protein of 284 amino acids. Gene Ontology annotation, molecular function: actin filament binding.
GCCUUCCUUCUUACCAAAUCAAGGGGGGCUGUUUUAUCUCAACACGCGGUUCAGCCUCGCGUUUCUCAUUUCAGUUCGGUCUGCUCUCCCUGAAAGAGUGCGCUCCUGAAAGUCAGUUGCUCCUCCGCCACUUUUCUUGUGUCAAGCAGAGAAUCGUAAAAUAAGCAGCCAUGGAUGCCAUCAAGAAGAAAAUGCAAAUGCUGAAACUGGACAAGGAGAAUGCUAUUGACAGGGCUGAGCAAUCCGAGACCGAAAAAAAAGUAUCUGAGGACAAGGUCAAACUGCUGGAAGAGGAGCUGCAGGGGCUGCAGAAGAAGCUGAAAGGGACUGAAGACGAGUUGGAUAAGUACUCCGAAUCUCUGAAGGAUGCCCAGGAGAAGCUGGAGCAAGCGGAGAAGAAGGCUGCCGAUGCAGAGUCAGAGGUGGCCUCUCUGAACCGUCGAAUCCAGCUGGUGGAGGAGGAGCUGGACCGCGCUCAGGAGCGUCUCGCCACCGCCCUCCUAAAACUCGAGGAGGCUGAGAAGGCAGCAGAUGAGAGCGAGAGAGGUAUGAAGGUUAUUGAGAACAGAGCAUCUAAGGAUGAGGAGAAAAUGGAGAUGCAGGAUUUGCAGCUGAAAGAAGCCAAACACAUUGCUGAGGAGGCUGACCGAAAAUACGAGGAGGUGGCUCGUAAGCUCGUCAUCCUGGAGGGUGAGCUGGAGAGAUCUGAAGAGCGUGCAGAAGUUGGGGAAGUUCGACUAAGGCAGCUGGAAGAAGAGCUUAGAAUAAUGGACCAGAAUUUGAAAUCCCUGAUGUCCACAGAGGAAGAGUAUGCACAAAAGGAAGAUAAAUAUGAGGAUGAAGUUAGGGUCCUAACGGAAAAACUUAAAGAGGCUGAAACCCGUGCUGAGUUUGCUGAAAAAUCAGUAGCAAAACUUGAAAAGACAAUUGAUGACUUGGAAGACGAAGUGUACGCCCAGAAGCUGAAGGGCAAGGCCAUCUGCGAGGAACUGGACCUUGCCUUGACAGACAUGACAGCCCUCUAAAACCUGCAACCCUUCACCUUCUCUACAACUUUUCUAGCCUUUCCACGUUUCAUAUGGCCUUUAUAUCAUCCUGGGGGGGUCUGCAGUUUUAUAAACAUUUAUUUAUCAAUAACUGGACACAUCCAAGCACUAUAAAGUAACUUUCUUCACUCAUUUUAUAAAAUAUUUUAUAGUAUUAUCUGAAUGCACAACUUGGGGAUCUCUGGUGAAGGAAAACAUUUUUGGAUCGGAUGUUUAGCCCAGUGAUACUUUUUACCCUCACCCCACAGUCAUCAGCCACUGCUGCUUGUUUAGUGCCAAGUUGAGGUUUUAAAAUGCUUUCUUUUAAAUUUCUUUCUUUUGUUUGUAUUUUUCUCUCAUGCCUCUUAUUUCUGAUCCUCCGCGGCCUCUCUCCAACCCCUCUGUACAGGUGUACUCUCUGCUCAGAAACUCAAAUGCACAGAGAUCUCUGAUAGUAUGGGAGAAGCCCUCGCAGAACUCCCUGCUCUGAACUCCUCUCCCCUAGCAGUGUCUCCUCCCAUUCUCCUGUUCUUUCCUUCUGUCACUAUACCGAAGUUCUGUUUUGGUUUUAAGGGUUGUCACUUGUUAAAUGAUGAUCCACAGUUUUGUUAGGUGACCUGCCUUGUCUCUCAGCAAUAAAGAAUAGGCUCCCCUGUGGGUAUUUUACACUGCAAUAAUAUCAUGUAGUUUGUGGGCUUUAAAUGUGUCGCUGAGUCUGGAAUCACAGGGAAAUGGUUUCCUGUGUUUUCUCACUUACACCAGCAUGCUGAUCUGAAUCGGAGCAAGCUUGUGGAGAGGAUCCUGUUUUGUUUUAGGCAGCUUUCUCCCACAGAGACCACAGAUUGUGUUUCAGAAAGUCGUCUGUUAUACACCAGAAUUUAGUCUCUCAGACAAAGAAUAUUUGCAUCUACUUGUUUCUUUUUUUGGGCCUGUGAGUAUUAUAAAAUGUCAUUCACCUUUUAAUUGCAGACAUAAGGGACAGGAUAAUUAGGAUUCUUAUUGUGUAAUAUAAGGCUACUGUGGAUUAGACUAUAGAAUGAUGACAACUCUUAAAAAAAAUUUUCUCUGUAUUUCUUGCAUUAUUCCUUCAUCUCUAGACAUUUGUAUAAUUCUACACUAAAGUUAAAUACAAUUUAAGUUUUUUUUCCUCCAUUUUCCUUCUGUAAUAAACAUCUGCCACUUGA